AUGCCGCUGCUGAUCUGCUGCAAGAUGCCGGAGCCCUGUGAGCCGCUGAGGCACGCGGACGGCCGCCGCGACCUGAUCGACUGCAUCGAUGAUGUCAGCAAGAACGGAACGCUCGAUGAAGUAUUCGGCAUCGAGCCACCCUAUACGCAUCACAGUGUUGUAGCAUAUGUCCACGGAGAGAAGUUCUUGUCAAACUUCGGUAAAUGCAACGAGUAUUGGUUAUCCCAUGCAAAU
Brenthis ino (lesser marbled fritillary) is the source of this 234-nucleotide messenger RNA. NCBI's taxonomy places the organism in Eukaryota, Metazoa, Arthropoda, Insecta, Lepidoptera, Nymphalidae. The record is from the annotation of a GenBank genome assembly.